CCGAGCAUCUUUGGCCAGUCACUAGCACCUCCCCCUACCCCUCUCCAACCGAGUGAAAACGUGUGGCCGUUCAGCAAGGAGGCAUCCGGGAUCGAUCGUUUCAGAGAGUGACGGAGAUGAUUGGACGCAUCUUGCGCACGUCAUCCUUAAACCGAGACGAGAGAGAGAGAGAGAGAGAGAGAGAGAGAGAGAGAGAGAGAGAGAGAGAGAGAGAGAGAGAGAGAUGUCCUCAGCAGACAGGUCAUGGUUCUGAUUGCCUGAGGCCGAAGAGCGCAUGUCAUCCUUAAACCGAGGCGACGUUUCUCAAGUGAGACGGGCGGCAAGCUAGCUGGCGUGGGAAGGGGGAGAGAGUUCUGUGAAAUCAUGACGGAGAAGAUGGAAAGAGAGGACGUGUUAGAGAGUGAUGGAGAUCUGACGUGUCGUCAGCAGACAUGUCAUGGUUCUGAUUGCCUGAGGCCGAAGAUAGGCGAGGUGGUUGAGAGUGCGAGCGCUCUGCUGGAGAGAGGAGGGGAGGGCACCUCCACAGAGAAUGGCGAGGAGACAGAGGGAGCAGACGUAGGGAGAGAGAGAGAGCACCCCUUCUUAGAGUGUGAUGCCGAGACACCACCACAGGGUAGUGACGAUCCAGCGCAUCGACCUUUCACCCAUCAGCAUGUCGUCAUUGAGGAGUAUCAUCAGGAUGAGCCUGCUGAUGAUGACGUGGAAGAUGGACGUGCGUGGGGAGAUCUGGGACUCGAUGCUCUGGUCCACAUCUUCAGCUUUCUCUCUCUUAGGGACAGGUUCCAUGUGGGCCCAGUUUGCAAGAGCUGGUACCAAGCGUCAUGGGACCCUGGCUGCUGGAAGGAAGCCGACACGUACAAGUGCUGCCCAUCACCCCCAACUCAUAUCGAAUUUCACCGCUGCGUUUGGAAUGCUACCCGGGAUGUAGUCUUGCGCGGCCAAGGUCUAUUAAUAGAUCUCUCCACGUGGUACUGCAAGUCCGAUACCCUGGAGUUCAUCGCCAACAACUGCCCCCUUCUUCAGCGACUAGUACUUAGAUGCUUCAGUGUGAAGCAUAGAUGGAUCGAGGCGGUUGAUGCCAUUGCAAAUCGAUGUCUGUCGCUGUGCCACCUGGAAAUCCACAACAGGCUUCCCACUCAAGUGGGGAAGGAUUUCACUCAGCAACUGGUGCCUCGUCUUCCCCAACUGACUUUUUUAACCCUUGGUCUAACGUGGGUUGAUGAUGACGCAAUGAGCGUGAUUACAGACAACCUUCCUAAUUUGGAAAUUCUGACACUGAUAGAUGAGCAGAGAAUUACGGACGCAAGCUUGGCUUGCAUUGGGAGAAAACUGAGGCGCUUGAAAACUUUAGAGGUGUCCUCAUGCACAUCCCUGACAAGGUCUGGAUUGGAGUCCUUGCGGUUGGCAAGGGCAGAUCUGCAAGUCGUGAGACUCAAUCAGAAAGUAGUCAUCAGAAGGUAUUGGCGGUGAGUAAGACUUUCUUUAUUAUGUCAUAAUAAUAAUAAUAAUAAUAAUAAUAAUAAUAUAAUGAUGAUGAUAUGUGUGGGGUACUAGGGGGGAUGCUCCUAUCACCUCGCCGCCUAGCAACCUGAGUCGGGGUCUUGUAAAAAUACGUAAAUAAUAAUAAUAAUAAUAAUAAUAAUAAUAAUAAUGUAAUGUGUGAGUUCUAAUGGCGGCAUUUCGCGGAGUGAGAGUCUUGUUUGCAGUGACAAAAUGAAACGCACGCAUAUUU
Messenger RNA from Chara braunii, 1732 nucleotides. NCBI's taxonomy places the organism in Eukaryota, Viridiplantae, Streptophyta, Charophyceae, Charales, Characeae. The record is from the annotation of a GenBank genome assembly.